CGGCAGGGCGGCGGCGGCGGCAGCGGCAGCGGCGGCGACAGCGACGAGCUCCUCGGCGGCAGGCCCGGCGCUGCGCGGCCGGCCCGGCCCCCGCUGCGGUGGCGACUAUAAACAUCUCAUAAAAGGAGAUGAUAAGAAGACUGUUAUAUGUAUCGAGGGGAACAUUGCAAGUGGAAAAACAACAUGUCUGGAUUAUUUUGCACAGACUACUAAUAUUGAGGUCUUGACAGAACCAGUGAAUAAAUGGAGGAACGUUCGUGGUCAUAAUAUCCUGGGCUUAAUGUACCAAGAUGCAUCCAGAUGGGGGAUAACAUUACAGACAUACAUACAGCUUACAAUGUUGGAGCAGCAUACUAGACCAAUGAUUUCCACGGUAAGAAUGAUGGAAAGAUCAAUUCACAGUGCAAAAUACAUUUUUGUAGAAAAUUUAUAUCGAAGCGGGAAAAUGCCAGAGGUGGAUUAUGUUGUCCUAAGUGAAUGGUUUGACUGGAUCCAGAACAACACUGAUGUUUCAGUUGAUUUAAUAGUUUACCUGCAGACUUCUCCUGAAGUUUGUUACGAGAGAUUAAAGAGAAGAUGUAGAGAAGAGGAAAAAAUCAUUCCUCUGGAGUAUUUAGAAGCUAUUCAUCAGCUCUAUGAGGAGUGGCUCAUUAAACAUACCUUAUUUAAAGUUUCCUGCCCAGUGCUUGUUAUUGGAGCUGACCAUGACAUGCAGAAAAUGAUAGAAAAGUACGAAGAAAACCGGGACCAAAUACUAAAUCCAUAUAAUAUGCAACACCAUUUAUAGAAGUCUGUGGUACUUGUAUUUUAAAACAAACAAGCAAUGUAUUUAUAAAGUCUUGUUGGGGGGCAAUUUUGAGUAUUUGCAGUACUUCUGAAUCUGUUUCUACUUUAGCAUUACGCUUUGUAGAAUGUUGUGGACUUCCCACUAUGAAAUGUUCAGAAACCGGUCACAAACAGAAUAUACUCCAAUUCCCUUGCAUGUUUUUAGGUUCUCCAUCUGCUUUUCUGUGUCAAUGCUGUUCUGUUGAAAUACAUCUCUUUCUCCCAUUUCCCACUUACUGCUGUUUCCUAUAUAUAACCUAAGUUUCUUCUUUUUUUCACCAUGACAAAGCUGUUUUUGUAAUUUGAAAAAAGUAGUUCCAUACAAAAGGUGGGAUGUCAUGUUUUAUUAGAAGAAGGAAAUGAACUGCAUCACGUUACAGUAGGUUUGUAAAACAGGUCAUGUCAAAAUAGGGUGUGUGGGUUUCUUACUUUAAUCCCACGUACACUAUUGAAUUUCACUGAACUUGGUUUCUUCUGCUUUACAUGAAAUCACAAUAUAGCUCUGAGGUAGCUAUGUAUUAGCAUAGUCACACUGAAUUCGGUGGCAAAAGAAUAACAUAGUUUUUAUGACUAUGACUGCAGAAUGGCUCUGAGGCCUUCUUUUUUUAAAGUCAGGUUUUUAAAAGGGCUUACUUCUCUGUUUUUCAUAAAAUCACCUUAUUAUGGCUCACGUGAGGACUAGUGAAAAUACAGUGUGCACAGAACUCUGUUGUUCCUUUCAAAUGGUGAUAUAAAUAGUAGAAUUAAUUGAUUUUUAACUUACCUGGGUUCUUAAAUGUUUGAUUUUUAAAAAAAUAAAAAUGCACGUAGUUCUUUCAGAUUACACCUUGAUCAGCUUAUUGUGGUUUACAGGUACUUGGACAGUAGAGGAAUGGGGGGCGUUAAUUCUCGUGGUUGUUACUGUAAGUGUUAAGUUGCUCUGCAUUUCCAUGUUACUCUCUUCAGUGUUGUCUUCAAGCUGAUGUUUUUAAUGGAGCAGUUAUGACUGUUUUUGCAUUGCUUUUUCGGUUUAAUUUUGUGGGGGAAUAAUUUCUGAAGUAUGGUAUAUCUUUCGUAACAGCUUUGAUUGGUUUAAUUUGCACAAGCGAGGUUAACAGUACUUUAAAACACACUUGGAUUAAUGUUGUUGAGCAUCUGUCAUGGCUUUGAAUUGAAUGCUCCUAAAAAUGGCUAAUCUCCAAGACUUUAGUUAGUACUUCCAUCGCUAAUUGCCUAAGUGUCUCUAACUUGUUGACAGUAAUUUUCAGUUACUUGACGUUUUUAUGUUUCACGUGAUCGUGAACAAUAUUUUAUUGUAUUACUAUUUGAGAUCACGUUUCAUUUUGUAGUUUUGUGGCAGCUGUACAUGAAAUGACUGCACCUUUUUCCAAAUCAGGAAAUGCAGUUCAUUUCUUCUUAUUUCCAUCUGGUGAGAUUUUUUUUCCCCCAAAUCAGUACAACUUAAUAAUGAUCAGUGCACUGAGCAUUUCUUAGCAAAGUACUAAAUUAGUAUGCUAAAGCUUGUGAACCCAGUUGCUGUUCUGUUGUUCUGUUUUAAAGCCUGAGAAUUCUAGCUUAAAAAUAAGAUUUUGCAUGUUAAAUUGUUAUCUUAUUGACGUUUAUUUGAAUAGGGGUAGUGGUCAUGCUUGAAACCUUCUGUAAAACUUUCAAAGUUUUUUUUUCUUCUAUAAGAAACAAAAAGAAAUAUUUCUAUAGAAAUAUUUCUGUAAGUUUCACUCAUUUGCAAUUUGAUUAUGGCUUGUAGAAGCUAAUGAUAAGUAUUUUGUACGCUAGCUUGGCAGUCUAGAAAAGAGCAUUUAAUUGUUUUGUAAAGAGAAUCCUGUGGUACAGGGAACAUUACCAUCAUCUUUCUGCAUUUCAAAACAAUUUGGUUUUGAACAGAUUUUUAUUUUUUUUUCAUGAUCAGAACAGGAGUUUGGACAGGAGUUACUGAUAUUCAUAAUUAUAAUAAAAGAUAUAGCAAACAACUUUAUAAUUUAUUAAAAAUUACAGAUUCAAUGACUA
Molecule: messenger RNA, 2829 nt
Organism: Oxyura jamaicensis (ruddy duck)
Lineage: Eukaryota; Metazoa; Chordata; Aves; Anseriformes; Anatidae
Gene: TK2
Product: thymidine kinase 2
Exons: 10
Coding region: 281-787 (168 amino acids)
Biological process (GO): nucleobase-containing compound metabolic process
Cellular component (GO): cytoplasm; mitochondrion
Molecular function (GO): deoxynucleoside kinase activity; ATP binding
Source: RefSeq, a predicted model, not a curated record